Molecule: messenger RNA, 648 nt
Organism: Trypanosoma cruzi
Lineage: Eukaryota; Euglenozoa; Kinetoplastea; Trypanosomatida; Trypanosomatidae
Product: mucin TcMUCII, putative
Exons: 1
Coding region: 1-648 (215 amino acids)
Source: RefSeq, a predicted model, not a curated record
AUGAUGAUGACGUGCCGUCUGCUGUGCGCCCUGUUGGUGCUUGCCCUGUGCUGCUGCCCGUCCGUGUGCGUGACAGAGACCCAGUUGAAGGAUAAUGAAAAUCGUGCUCAAGAAAAAGAGAGCGGCAUACAGCCUCCUCCACCAAAGCCACCAACUGCUAUGUCGGUUGAUACUCACGAUAGCGUCGGUAGUCAUUCUUCCACUGCAAAAGUUGUAACAGUUAAGGGGGCCGCUCAGGCAGGGUCGCCAGGCUUGGGUUCCUCUGCGGAAGUGGGAAUGCUUGACAGAGAUGAAACACGUUUGUCUGCUUUGGAACGACAACCAGAUGACGAAAAAAAUACGGUACAGGCAGAGGGUACGAAGGAGCAACAAAGUCGCACGAGUACAUCCUCAGAACAAAAAAAUAUGGAGUCUGAAGCUUUUGCUCAGACAACGACCACGACGACAAAGCCACCAACCACGACCACGACCACCACCACUACAACAGAGGCACCAAGUACUACGACUACAGAGGCGCCAGCCACUACUACGACCACCAGCGCACCGUCACGUCUUCGCGAAAUGGACGGCAGCCUCAGCAGCUCUGCGUGGGUCUGUGCCCCGCUGGUGCUCGCCGCAUCCGCGCUGGCGUACACCGCUGUGGGUUGA